Phragmites australis (common reed) is the source of this 2168-nucleotide messenger RNA. RefSeq names its product CRS2-associated factor 2, chloroplastic-like. The transcript is spliced from 6 exons. The coding region runs from base 116 to 1948 and encodes 610 amino acids. NCBI's taxonomy places the organism in Eukaryota, Viridiplantae, Streptophyta, Magnoliopsida, Poales, Poaceae. The record is from RefSeq and is a predicted model, not a curated record. Gene Ontology annotation, biological process: Group II intron splicing. Gene Ontology annotation, molecular function: RNA binding.
GUCAAAUCCUCCCUUCCCACCGGAAACACUUCAAAAAAUCUACUCGUUAUCUCCUUCCUCGUCUUCUCCUUCACUUGAUCCCCGCCAGUCCGCCACCACCACACCACUUCCCGCCAUGCCGCCGCCGCCGCCGCAGCGGCCAGCUUCCUCCCGCGCUGGCCGCGCCAACCUCUUUUCCUCCCCGCCGCCUUCCCUCCCCAAACCCCGCAACCUCCAGAACCGGUCCGUACCCCUCCCGCCCCUUCCCCGUCGCCGCCGCCACCCAAGGAACCACGACGAGCUGCCUUCCCAAGAACAGCAACUGACAGACCCAGCUCCAAGAACCAACACCACCAAUCCCGCCUUCCGAACGGCCCAUCUUCGCACCGCGUACCGCAAGCCCGUGCCCCCGGUCGCGGCCUCUGGUGAGGGCGAGGCCCUCCUUGCCGCCGACCCCACCGACGCCGCCGCGGGGCGCGCCGUCGUUGUGGGCCCUUCCGGCCUCUCUUUCCGCCUCCCCGGUGCGCCGUUCGACUUCCAGUUCAGCUACUCCGAGGCACCCCGUGCCCCGCCGCUCGCCAUUCGGGAGCCCGCGUUCCUGCCCUUCGCGCCGCCGACCAUGCCGCGGCCGUGGACGGGCAAGGCUCCUUUGCUGACCAAGGAGGAGAAGGCGCGCCGCCGGGGCGUGCGCUUGCACACGCCGCUCGGGCAGGAACCGCCGCAGACGGUGAGCGCGCACGGGAUCAUGAUGGAGGUGAGGGGAAGGAGGCAGCUGGACCUGGCCCGGGUGAGCCCCGGCGAUGGAAGGAGCCGGGAGGAGGUGCUCGGGGAGCCGCUCACCCCCGCUGAGGUGCGGGCGCUCGUCAAGCCUCACAUCUCCCACAAUCGGCAACUCAACAUUGGAAGGGAUGGUUUGACCCACAACAUGUUGGAAAUGAUACAUUGCCACUGGAGGCGUCAGGAAAUCUGCAAAGUUAGAUGCCGAGGCGUUCCAACUGUUGAUAUGAACAAUCUCUGUUAUCACCUUGAGGAAAAAUCAGGUGGAAAGGUCAUUCACCGAGUAGGUGGUGUUAUUUUUCUGUAUCGAGGAAGACAUUAUGACCCACGCACUCGUCCUCGCUAUCCACUAAUGCUUUGGAAACCUGCUACUCCUGUAUUUCCAAAACUCAUCAAGGAAGUCCCAGAGGGGCUUACAAAAGAAGAAGCAGAUGAAAUGAGGAGGAAAGGGCACGAUCUGCUGCCAAUUUGUAAAUUAGCAAAAAAUGGAAUAUAUAUCAGCCUUGUCAAGGAUGUUCGAGAUGCUUUUGAAGGAAAUGACUUGGUUAAGAUUGACUGUGAGGGCUUGAAUCCAAGUGACUACAAAAAGAUUGGAGCAAAACUAAGGGAUCUUGUUCCUUGUGUUCUUUUAUCAUUUGAUAACGAACAGAUAUUAAUGUACAGAGGCAAAGAAUGGAAGUCCAGAUACUCGAAGCCUCUGACUCUCAUUCCAAAGAAUAACCUGGCAAUGCCAUCUGACGUGAGUACGUCAGAUACAGAUGAAGCCACCGAUGCCAACAAUCAAGUCGCAAUAAGAGAAGUAUUGAGACCCAAAAUGUUUAAAUUAUGGAAGAGUGCAUUGGAGUCGUCUCUGGCAUUGCUGCUGGAUGAUGCUGAAGUGAAUGAUCUUACACCUGAUUCACUUCUUACGAGGGUCGAGGAGUUCAGUGUUACAUCUCAGGCUGUGGAGCACUCAUUUCCAGCCUUACUUGUGGGCAACGGUGAGGGGAACCCUGAAGUUCUAAGCGCUGAACACAUAGAAGAUGAGUCUGAUACAGGCGGUCCUGGAUACCAAGAAGGUCCGUUUGAGCAAUCACCUGAUCACAGCGAUGAUGAACAUUUUGAGUUUGACAUGUUUGAGCGUAUGGAGUCGUCGGCGCCGUUGGGAUCGCUACCGAUUGACACUAUGAUAGAACGGAUGAACAGUGAGUGAAUGGGAGCAAAGAUUGAUGGUUAGGUUGCAUUGUCGGACUGCAUAUCCAUUUUCUGCCUUCCUCUGACCGCAGUCCGAUGGUUGCAAUAGCUGAGAAUUUUCCGCAAUUUUCCUUGAAACAUGAUGUAAAGAAACUAAUUGUAGUAUGCUGAUUCACCUUCUUGUAAAGAAAACUGAUCACACCUACUGCUCAUCAUCAAUAUAUAUCAAGUUUGUGAUU